AUGAUCGACCCUGCCAAUCCUCUCAGCGUCAGACUUCAUCAGCCACGAACAGUCGCCACACAAGAUGAUUCUACUACUAGUACAAGAAAGGAACGGCGAUGGCUAUCCAACCUGUACAUUUUCUGCGUGCUGACCAUUAUCCUCGUGGAAAGCAUCCCCGACGUCCUCUUUCCGUCCCUGUGCCAUAACUACCUAUAUCCAUUGCAUGAAACCGUCAUUGCACCCCUGACCAGCACAUUGGGGAUUUGGCAAGUUCCUUGGACCAUGUUUCACGAGCCCGACGAUCGCAACGAAGCCUAUGCGGCCAUCAUUCACUUUGCCAAUCACACGCAACCCGCUCAAUGGCGCAGUCCCAACUGGCGGGACAUGACCUGGAUCCAACGUGCACGACACGUACGCCAAAUGGAUUAUUAUGAAAAAUUGGUCGAGCACGAAUCUGCCUGGGAACCACUCGCUCGACAAUUGGCACACCGACAUGGGAGGGAUAACGUGGAAGCAGUCGAAUUGUUCUUUUUGUGGGAACUGGUAGCACGAACACCCAAUCCAAAGGAACUGCCUUUCUGGGAACCCAUUCGAGAAUUGAACUUGAUCGAGUCGGGAAGAGAACACAUGUAUACUUGGGUCAAUGAGGAGGUUGUGGAGCGAAGUAAGCAAAAGUCGGAGCAACAAGGGGAACUGGGAACCACGCAACAAACGGUAGUGGAGCAUUAUUCUGUAAAGGACAGAAAAGUGGAAUUAGAUUCUGAUUUUGUUGGUGAAAACGAAGAGGAGGAACUCGAUGGUGAGCAUGAACACUACUAUGCAGAUGAUCUUAAAAAUACCACGCCAAUCGGUUAA
Seminavis robusta is the source of this 837-nucleotide messenger RNA. The record is from the annotation of a GenBank genome assembly. Lineage: Eukaryota; Bacillariophyta; Bacillariophyceae; Naviculales; Naviculaceae.